Molecule: messenger RNA, 1515 nt
Organism: Thyridium curvatum
Lineage: Eukaryota; Fungi; Ascomycota; Sordariomycetes; Thyridiales; Thyridiaceae
Exons: 3
Coding region: 1-1515 (504 amino acids)
Source: RefSeq, a predicted model, not a curated record
AUGGAGUCCCGCACUUUUGUCUUCGUCAAGACCGACAGUCGGGGCAAGACUAAGAAGUCUGAUCGGAAGCUCAUACGCAGCCAAUGCAUGCACGGAAAGAACUACAGAAUUGGAGUCCGGCCCGUCGGUGCCUCUCCACCGGGAUCUAAAGAUGCCGGAGCUGCUGCCAGUCAGGAACGAGCUCGAAUCCCGUUUCGGCAACAAGCCAUUGUGCAACGGCCCCCGUCCACAAGUAGUAAUCGAGAAGAAGACAGACCGGAGGAACUGUACCGAAAUAUAGCUCAGCUGCACCUCCCAGAGAACCCUCAUCCGAGUUUGACCGACACGUCAAAUGAUCAGACACGGUUGCAUCUCCUUCGCUUUAUGGUUUCAGCAAGCCAAUUCGUUUAUCCCUCGGACUUGAGCAUCGACUUCAACCUUGGGAAAAGCAACGCCUUCAAGUGGAUUCUUGAGGACAGCUUGUAUAUCCAUUUCAUCUUGUUCUUCAGCUCAGCCCUCAACAAUGCCUUUGGCAGACCCAUGGGCGCGUUCGACAAGAACACAUACCAUCACUUCGGCCUGACAAUCACUACUCUCAACCAGAAGCUGGCUCGCUCCGAGCUCGAGGACUCCACCAUCGCCGUCGUGAGCUCCCUGGUCGUUGUGUCCGCCAUGCUCACGGAUUACAUUGCCGCCAGAGCCCACUUUGUCGGCCUGCAGCAGAUAGUUCGGCUUCGCGGCGGUCUCGAAUCUUUCCGCCACAACUUGCCGCUGUAUAUCAAACUACUCCGCGUUGAUCUCGCCUAUACUCUCCACACAGGGCAGCCACCGCUGUUUAUUGAUGCAAACUCGGGGCCCCCUACCGAUUCACUAGCCGAAAGCGUGGCGAUCGCACCCUGCGUCGAAUGCGACGUACAGCUUCCACCGGUGAUCAAGACCUUCCUCGACGACGACAGAGUCGCAUCCGUCUUUGUCGACCUCCAGCGGCUGUCGUGCAACCUCAACCACCGACACCGCCUACAAGGACUGGAUCUCAAGCUCGCCAUAUGCUCAGUCCAGCACCGCCUCCUGAUGCUCGACGGCAAUACCGAGGGCCACAUGGCCGAGACCCUGCGCCUUGCCAUGCUUGUGUUCCUGACCACGACCUUCGAGAUGCCCGAGAAGACCGGGCAGCGCUAUCCGUUCCUGACAAGGAGGUUCCAGGAGAGCUGCUGCGCCCUCAUAGCCCGGGCCGCGGCGUCCGAGGUCUGGAACGACCUGCUGCUGUGGCUCCUGGCCGUCGGCGGCAUGGCGCUGCUCGGCCCGGACGAGGCCUGGCUGCGGAGGGAGUGGCGGAAAGUGAUGCCGGCCGGGGAGGAGUGGCCGCUGGUGCGGAGGAGGCUGAAGCGCUUCCUGUGGAUUGACGCGCUGCACGACAAGAUCGGCAGAGACCUCUUUCAUGUCUACGCGCAGGACGAUGGAGACGAGGCCGUGAAGCUGCCCAGGACUGGGGCGUGGUGGCUGAGCGGUUGGGGCAUGUGUCCCCUUGAAUUUUGA